GCAGCUUCCUUUGUGUUCUAUCUUAAUUUCUAGAAAACCCUCCGCGUUUCUGUCGUCGUAACGCAAAAUUAUAUAUAAAAAUAAUAUAUACAUCGAUAGCCAGCACCUAUUGUGCAUAUACCCCCACUCCAAGGGUUACGCAACCAGCUUCACGAUCGAAGAAAAGCGAGAGAAACACAGGACGACAGCUAACAGUCACAGAGUGAAUUUCAAAGCGAUAAGACGUAAUAAAGUCGAAUCUAAUCCCAAAGUUUUUUGAACUACGAAUAACAAUGCCACGACGAGGAAGAGCAUCUGCUCCACCACCAAGAACUGUAAGGCCUGCAGCAAGGGCUGCCCCAGCACCAAGGGCUGCACCCGCAGCUCAGCCGCCUGCCCAUGCCGCACCACCGCCAUCAGCCCCAAUGGUUGCUCAACCACAGGGGCCGUCUCUCAUGGGACAAAUGGCAGCUACGGCAGGAGGAGUAGCUAUUGGAUCUGCGGUUGGACACACCAUUGGACACGCCAUGACCGGCCUCUUCAGCGGUGGGUCCAGCGAGCCUGCACAGGCCGCAGCUCCUGUUGCUGCAGCCCCGGCUCAACCGUUGUACCCCGGCGCCGCUUCUCAACCCGCGGGCACUUGUGCCUGGGAAAUCAAGCAGUUCCUUGAGUGUGCUCAAAAUCAAAGCGACCUUACACUCUGCGAGGGAUUCAAGGAGGCAAUGAGUCAGUGCAAGCUCGCAAACAAUAUCUAAACUGAAUUGAGAGACGAAGAUGAAAUUAGCAGCGCCGUAUUCCAAUUAAAGAGGAUAAUUUUUUUUUUAUAGUGACCCCUUCAUGAGCUUUUUGUUUUACUAAAAUUCUCAAUACGAGAAUAUAUUUCGAUGUCGAUCAUCAUCAUAAAAUUCUAGAUCUAUGCUGUAUACUACUGAAGCAAACAGAAAUAAUAAAGACUAGAUGUUACAACCUGGAAA
Molecule: messenger RNA, 953 nt
Organism: Venturia canescens
Lineage: Eukaryota; Metazoa; Arthropoda; Insecta; Hymenoptera; Ichneumonidae
Gene: Chchd2
Product: Coiled-coil-helix-coiled-coil-helix domain containing 2
Exons: 3
Coding region: 273-734 (153 amino acids)
Biological process (GO): mitochondrion organization
Cellular component (GO): mitochondrion; nucleus
Source: RefSeq, a predicted model, not a curated record